ACAAACGGGCGCCAUGGGCAGGCCGAAAGAAAAAUCGGAGGCGGAUUUAAAACGUGCUAAGGCAGAAAGGGCGAGAAUGCAGAGGUGUCGCCAGGUCAAUAUUCGAGAAAAUAUAUCUCAGUGGAAUGAAAUCAAGCUAGAAUAUGGUUUCCAACACGACGGGGAAGUCGCAAAAUUCUUAAUUGAUAGUUACAAAGAAAGCGAAAAGCCAAGAAAAAAAAGAAGAAUUACGUCAACCCCACUUACAGGACAUAUUGACCUGCCUGGACUGUCUGGUACUAGCAUCUCAUCUGUGACUUCAGACAGAGACCCUAACGGUAGGAAGGUUGGUGUGGUAGUCAAGACUGAGAUUAAAGAAAGCAGACAACCGCCAGAAAAGAAAACAUUUGCGAGCUUUGAAGAAAUCGGCUCAGAAAAAGAAGCUGGGGAGGAAUAUGAUUCUGCUGAUGAGACAUACGUUCCUAGUACCUGGGAAAUGUCUAUUUGGCACACGGAAAACAAGGAAUUGCCCACAGAGGAACCAGACGAGGUGGAGGUGGAGGAAGACUUGAAUCUAGAGGUACAUGAUAUUGAAAUACCCAAGUUAGAGGAGGAUAUUUCUGAUGAGACACCGCACAUACAAAAACUUAAACAGCUUAGCCAAGAAGAUAUCGAUGGCCGGAUGUUUCUUGUAUCUGAAAGCUGCCUUCUACCGCUCUUGUCCACUCUGCACCUAAACUGUAACAAGUGCAAAGGAACCACAGUUGUGAAAUUAAAGAAAAAUGGUUCUGGUGUAUUUUGUGACUGGGUCUGUUCAAAUAACCACAUUGUCAACUCAUGGUCCAGCCAGCCAUUAUUACGAAAUAGUGUAAUGUUAGGGGAUACAAAGUUGUCAACGGCCAUAACACUCUCAGGAAACAAUUACACAAAAAUAGCUCUGCUCUUUCGUUUUAUGAACAUUGGAGUGCCAACCAAGUCAACAUUUAACAAAAUCCAAACAAACUGUACAGUUCCUACAGUUGAUGAUUUUUGGACAAAAAUCAAAGCUGCUGCACGGGAGGAUGUUCGAGGUCAGGAUGUUGUGGUCUCUGGAAAUGGUCAAAUGGACAGUCCUGGAUACUGUGCCAAAUAUUGCACUUAUACUGUGAUGGAUCAAAAAUCAAAGAAGAUAGUUGCCAUGGAAAUUGUAGACAAAAGGGAAUGUCAACUAAAGGCUGGACUGAUGGAAGCCACUGGAUUCAAAAGAGCAUUGACAGAUCUUCAAAAUACUGUAAAUGUCACAGAGGUCGUUACAGAUGCACACCCACAGAUCUCUUCCAUAAUGAGAAAACAAUUCCCAAGCAUAAUACAUAGCUGGGAUAUGUGGCAUGGUGCAAAAACCUUUAGCAGGAAGUUAUGUGCUGCCUCACAAGAAAAGGGAAAUGAUGCCAUCAAACCUUGGAUUGGUCCGAUCAUCAACCAUUUCUUCUAUUCUGCAGAAACCUGUUGUGGGGAUGACAUGUUGUUGAAAACGCGACUCGUAUCAGUGCUAAACCAUGUAUCGAACCGGCAUGAAUGGGGACACGGAGGUUGUAACCAUGGACCACUUACCGACGGAGAAAAACAGAAGGAGUGGAUAAAUCCUACAGGCAUAGAGAUGGAAACACUGGAAAAGAUCAUCACAGCACCCAGAUUUCUAAAUACAAUGAAAUACUAUGUCACUUGUCAAACAACAUCAGAGUUAGAGUCCUUCAACAAUCACAUUCUGAUGUAUGUCUCGAAGCGCCAUGCAUAUUCAUACGAUGUUUACAAGUGUCGAUGCCAGAUAGCAGCUAUAGACUACAUGAAACAUCUUGACAGACCAUAUAGAAAGAACAAGAAGGGCAGUCCUUGCUCUGCUCGCAAGUACUCCAAAAGUGCCAACUGCUGGAGUGUACAACCGUUGAAGGUUGCCAAGGAUUAUACACACAUUCCUGGACUGAUGAAGAAUAUCAUCAAUUUGUUUUGCAUGGGAGAAGCUCCAAUGCUACACCCAGCAGCAGUCAAAGACUCUCAUCCAUCUUAAAUUGCAAGACCAAACACUCCAAAGAACAUUCUCCCAAUAAAGGAAUUUUUUGAGCUGUCUGAGACUCUCUUCCAUCUUGAUUUAUAAGAAGAAUCGCUCCAAUAGAACAACCCUCCAAUAAAGGGAAUUGUUGAGCUGUCCAAGGCUCUCAUCCAUCGUGAAAUACAAGAAGUAUUGUUCAAAUAGAACCAACCUCAACAAAUGAACUUGUUGAAACUUGGGCAUCAAGGCUUCAAGGAAAACUGCCCAAACCAUCAACCAGCCCAGAACCUGGACCAUGUAAUGAGUAACACAUGUGCCACACAGAUUCACACAUCAUAAUUAUUAUACCCCCACAAACAAAUUUUGAGGGGGUAUAUAGGAGUGAGCUUGUCGGUCGGUCGGUCGGUCGGUCUGUCGGUUUUCAUGGUUUCCGGACGAUAACUCAUGAAAGGCUAGACAGAUUUGAAAAAAAUUUGGUACACAGGUGUAACAUCAGAAGAUACAGAUCAAGUUCGAUAUUGGGGCUGGUGGGGCCAAGGUCAAGGUCACUGUUACUAAAAAUAGAAAAACGGUUUCCGGACGAUAACUCAUGAAAGGCUUGACAGAUUUGAACAUUUUUUGGUACACAGGUGUAACACCAGAAGAUACAGGUCAAGUUCGAUAUUGGGGCUGGUGGGGCCAAGGUCAAGGUCACUGUUACUAAAAAUAGAAAAACGGUUUCCGGACGAUAACUCAUGAAAGGCUAGACAGAUUUGAACAAUUUUUGGUACACUGGUGUAACAUCAGAAGAUACAGGUCAAGUUCGAUAUUGGGGCUGGUGGGGCAAAGGUCAAGGUCAUUGUUACUAAAAGUAGAAAAACGGUUUCCGGACGAUAACUCAUGAAAGGCUUGACAGAUUUGAACAAUUUUUGGUACACAGGUGUAAUAUCAGAAGAUACAGGUCAAGUUCGAUAUUGGGGCUGGUGGGGCCAAGGUCAAGGUCACUGUUACUAAAAAUAGAAAAACGGUUUCCGGACGAUAACUCAUGAAAGGCUAGACAGAUUUGAACAAUUUUUGGUACACAGGUGUAACAUCAGAAGAUACAGGUCAAGUUCGAUAUUGGGGCUGGUGGGGCCAAGGUCAAGGUCACUGUUAACUAAAAUAGAAAAACGGUUUCUGGAGGAUAACUCAUGAAAGGCUUGACAGAUUUGAACAAUUUUUGGUACACAGGUGUAACAUCAGAAGAUACAGUUUGGUACACAGGUGUAACAUCAGAAGAUAUAGAUCAAGUUCGAUAUUGGGGCUGGUGGGGCCAAGGUCAAGGUCACUGUUACUAAAAGUAGAAAAACGGUUUCCGGAUGAUAACUCAUGAAAGGCUUGACAGAUUUGAACAAUUUUUGGUACACAAGUGUAACAUCAGAAGAUACAGGUCAACUUCGAUAUUGGGGCUGGUAGGGCCAAGGUCAAGGUCACUGUUACUAAAUAUAGAAAAACAGUUUCCGGACGAUAACUCAUGAAAGGCUUGACAGAUUUGAACAAUUUUUGGUACACAGGUGUAACAUCAGAAGAUACAGGUCAAGUUCGAUAUUGGGGCUGGUGGGGCCAAGGUCGAGGUCACUGUUACUAAAAAUAGAAAAACGGUUUCCGACGAUAACUCAUGAAAGGCUAGACAGAUUUGAACAAUUUUUGGUACACUGGUGAAACAUCAGAAGAUACAGGUCAAGUUCGAUAUUGGGGCUGGUGGGGCCAAGGUCAAGGUCACUUUUACUAAAAAUAGAAAAACGGUUUCCUGACGAUAACUCAUGAAAGGCUAGUUUUUCUUGUCAGCAGUGUAACUUCUAAAUUACUCAACAGAUUUAAAUAAAACAAUACAUGCAUGAUAAAAGAAGAUGCAGUGUGCAGUAACCUUGGAGUUAUGGCCUCUUUUCAAAGGAAUGGUUUGCCAUUCCUGUGUCCAGGCGGCAUUUGGGGGGUAUUUGUCACUCCUGUGACAGCUCUAGUUUCCUUUAAUAUGAUAAGAAAAAAUUGCAGGCAAAGAUUUGCAGCAUGUUAUGUGUAUGAUUUCAUGUUCAAAACUGUGGAAACGGAAGCACAUACCAAUAACUAUAUUAAGAUAAAACUGAACUGAAGAGGAUGAUUGUCUGACUUAUCAAGUAAGGUAAACUUGAUGAGGAGAUUGUAAAGAGGCAUUACAUGAUCCCUGGUGAUUGUGGGGAAUAAGGCACCUUCUAAGUGACCUAUAAACGAAAUAUGAUUUUCAAUCAUUAACUAGUUUAUUUUAAACUUAUUGAAUUUAUAACGAUUGUGAAACAAGUCAUUACAACAUAAUUAGUCACUCUUGUUGGCACGAUGUUACAUGACAGUGAUGAAUUGUUAUUUGUAGUAUCAGAGGAAACCCUCUCAUCCAGCUUGGUAGUCACAAUCCAAACUCACAUGAGCCCAGGCCCCGAGGUGAGAAGCGAGGGUACUAACCACUGGGCUUACCGAACAACCAAUCAAUAACUAAAAAGCUAGCAGACUUACAUGUAUUUACCAAAACUGUUGUGGUAAUAAUAGAUGGUCAGAGAGUGGAGUCUAUUGAGGUUUUUGUCAUUUUGUGAAUGUCACACAGUAUGAUCUUCAAAUGAGAAGAUUCUGUACAGUAAUUUAAGAAGAUAGAACUAAGUGUUACUUUACUUAUGUGGAAAGUAGUUAAAGGCCUAGUUUAAUCCUUCUAUAAGUGACCCCCACCCACAAACCGUGUAUUGUACACAAUCACUGUGUAUUGAUCUUAAUCAAAUUGCCUAAUUGUCUUAUAAGAUCUCUGAUCUGAAUAUCCUGCUGUGCAGUUUUGGAAGUUUUAUUAUAGAAAUGGACACUAAAUGGCCCUAAGCCAAUAAACAAAUAUACAGGAAAUUGGCCCCUACUGUGACAUCAGUGGAAUUAGCAGGAGAUGCACAGCAGGGGAUUGUCAUUCCAAACAUUCCAUAAACUAGGCCUUUAAGAUCACAAGAUGACCCUUUUCCAUUUACAGGUCUGUGCCACCCUAACAUACUAUAUGUUUUUUUUAGUGAAAAGAACUUAGGAUUAAGGUUCAUGAAACUAAUUACAGAAGGUUUUAAAGUAUUAAAAUGCAUGAUGAGCCAUAAGCCAUGAUAUGUAAAGACAAAGUAUUAUUGUUCAGGUGUGUGUUAAUUGAAGAUAUAUUUAAUGCAUAUGUAUGUAUGGCUUUCAUUUUUGGACGUUUGAAUGCAUUAUCUAAUGAGGUAUUAAAUGUUAUUACAUGCAAGUCUUGUUUUAUCUGUGAAUAAAUGCUGGAUAUAGUCCACAAAAUCUCAAAAGCUUGACGCACAGGUCGUAUAUGUAGAUUCUAUAUUGCAUUGUUAAGUUUUUCGUGUAUAAUUUACAGUGUGUGUAUUACUACAAAUAAUUUUGUUUAUGGCAAAAUGUUUUUUUUUUUCUUUCUCAAAUACCUUAAUGUUUGUAUCUUUCAGAUAGAACAAAUAUAGAACAAUGUUCAUUUAUUCCAUUGAAGAUAAUAU
Messenger RNA from Mya arenaria, 5505 nucleotides. RefSeq lists its product as uncharacterized. The transcript has 14 exons. NCBI's taxonomy places the organism in Eukaryota, Metazoa, Mollusca, Bivalvia, Myida, Myidae. Bases 14 to 2023 code for a protein of 669 amino acids. The record is from RefSeq and is a predicted model, not a curated record.